Molecule: messenger RNA, 1828 nt
Organism: Bolinopsis microptera
Lineage: Eukaryota; Metazoa; Ctenophora; Tentaculata; Lobata; Bolinopsidae
Product: protein VAC14 homolog
Exons: 8
Coding region: 1-1035 (344 amino acids)
Biological process (GO): phosphatidylinositol biosynthetic process
Cellular component (GO): PAS complex; endosome membrane
Source: RefSeq, a predicted model, not a curated record
AUGUCUAUAUCUAUCAUAUUAUCUGAGUAUGUACCAUGUAGAGAGUACACCUCGCCCUCCCAGAUCUCUGUCACCACCAAGAUAGCAGUGUUACAAUGGGUCCGGACCCUCCACUCCCACGUCCCCAACAAGAUCAACUCUCAACACCAGGACAUAUUUCCGGCUGUUAUCCGGACUGUUUCAGAUCCUUGUGAUGGUGUUGUGGUGCUGUCCAUACAGCUCCUCGCUGCAAUGUGUAUGCAAAAUAGUGAUCAAGACAAGACCAACUUUGAGAACUUUCUACGAAGCCUGAUAGCAAAGUUCAAGGACGAUGAGAAACUGUUAGACAGACGGUGCUCCUUUAUAAUUCAGACUCUCUGUACCCAUGUGGAUAGUGAAAAGGUGUUCUGUACGCUAGCUCGACUCCUGGUGGAGGAGACUGACAUCGUGUUCACAGCUCUCUUAGUCCAGUACCUGAACUGGAUCCUACUCACCUCCCCCAACCUCGCUCCACUCAGGGAUACCCUUAAAUCUCAGCGCAACAACCCCAAACUCGGUAAGAAGGGGUCUACAGACGGAAGAGCAGUUUUCAGCACCCUUUACACAACUUGGUGCCACGACCCAGUCUCAACAAUCGCUCUGUGUAUGAUAGCUCAUUCUUAUCAGCAUGCAAGUGACGUCAUACACGCGCUGGGAGAAUAUGAGAUGACAGAGAUGACCUUGUCCGGACUUGACAAACUCGUUCAACUGUUGGAAAGUCCGGUAUUUUCUGCCCUUCGACUGGAACUCGUUCAACCGGACACCAACCCUGAACUCUUCCGUAGUCUGGCAGGUAUUCUUAUGCUACUGCCCCAAUCCGAGGCCUUCACCCUGCUUCGUAAUCGAUUGGAAUGUGUGGGUGUGGUCAGGGCUGCUGAGAGAACGAGUCAAGCAAGCAGUGAUUUGGUGGACGAUAAAACGCUGAAGGAUAUGCUGCAGCAUUUUAACAUAGUACAAGCACAACACGCUAUCAAAAACUUGAAGUUAAGUGAGAGUCAGAAUCUGAGUCAACAGUGAAGACCAACCGUGGAAUCCUACGACGAUUGUAUUGGACGACUUAAAAGCCAAAGCUUCUUUAUCUGACAAAGUGGUGAACGUGGUAAAAAGUGGGGGAUUUUCACAAGAAACCCACAUGACACAAAGUUUAUUUGUAAUGGUUUAAAUAAAUUCUAUGCUUAAAAGCUUUUUUAGAUUUUCUCAGCAGCAUUCAGAGGAUUCUCAGUUUAUUUGUGUUCUAUGUGGCCGGGAUUGUUUUUUUUGAGUAACAUAACUUAUUUGUGUGGUUAGUUAAUAUUCCCAGAAAUAUUGGAUUUUAUUUCUGUAACGCCCUGUUGUUGCCAGAAAUCCUCAAACAAAACUGGUAACGAUAUUUAAGAGAGCGUUCAUAAAUAUUAAUAAUUAUUAGAAGAAAAAAAUGAGACCAUUUUGAUGUGGUUGGUAGAUGAAAAUGGAACUUUAGUAGAAUUUGUAAAUGCUCUCAUAUAUUACGGAUGUGACUGUUUUUGGGUUUGUUACUCGGGCUUUUGUUGAUGAUUGGCAGAUAUAACUUAUGGCGUUACAAAUCAGAUGUUUAAAUUUGUCUAGCGUGUUUUUAUUAAUUGAUUAUCAUGGUGAAUUAUAAAUUAUGGAUAUGAAUCGAUAAAAUUGGCGGAGAUAAAAUUAAUACUUGUUUUCUUGGCAAUAACGAGGAUUAUUUUCUAAAGGAAUCUACCUUGCUCUUAAAUUACAAUACUCUUUUUAGAAAUUUGCUUCUUUUUUAGGUUUUGAAUUACGUUUCUAUCUCUAUGUGCAUCAACCUGAAAGACUAUCC